Oryzias melastigma (Indian medaka) is the source of this 6938-nucleotide messenger RNA. RefSeq names its product thyroid hormone receptor interactor 11 (gene trip11). The transcript has 20 exons. Bases 475 to 6342 code for a protein of 1955 amino acids. The record is from RefSeq and is a predicted model, not a curated record. Gene Ontology annotation, biological process: endoplasmic reticulum to Golgi vesicle-mediated transport; Golgi organization. NCBI's taxonomy places the organism in Eukaryota, Metazoa, Chordata, Actinopteri, Beloniformes, Adrianichthyidae. Gene Ontology annotation, molecular function: small GTPase binding. Gene Ontology annotation, cellular component: Golgi apparatus.
UGAACGCGCCCUGACUAAUUUGGUCCUCCAGUAUCCCAGAAUGCACCGCUGCUGAUCUGGUGUCCACGUCAAAGCUGACAGCCGCUAAUGGCCUCAGUUGAUGUGGCACUUUGAGCUCUUCGGACUCUGGAUAAACUCCCGAACCGACACUCCGAAGUGGCUCCGGCGGACCCGGCGGUUCCGGUUCUCCUCCCGGUCCGGUAAUGAGGCAGCAGCGGGCGAACGGUGCUUUAGAACGCCGCCAAAGCCGCUUCGGACGCUCGGGGAAAACAGCUGUUGUUAGCCGGGUUCGGGGUUUUAAAUGAGUUCGGGUCAGCUGAUACUUCCACCGAAUUUAAGGGCGGGAAGAGGACCGAACGGAAUAACAGAGUCAACCGAACUUCAUGCCUAGAACGAUCCUGGUCUGGUUUGGGUCACAGCGAGGCUAGCCCCCCUCCCGGACUUGUUUUGGUGCGUGUUUGACCCCCGGUCAGGAUGUCCUCGUGGCUCGGUGGACUCGGCUCGGGCCUCGGCCAGUCCCUCGGCCAGGUCGGCGGGAGUCUGUCGACCUUCACCGGUCAGAUCUCCAACUUCACCAAAGACAUGCUGCUGGAAGGAGUGGAGGAAGUCGGAGACGCCGCCACAGAGCUGCAGAUGUCCAACUCCAAGCUGGUGGAGGUGGAGACGGCGUUUUCUGCUCAGAGAUCCGAGCUGGAUAAGCUGAGGAAGCUCCACGCUGAACUGGAGGAGAAGCUGGAAGCUUCAGAGAUCCAGAACAAGCAGCAGUCUGCAGAGUACAGAACCCUCCUGCAGCAGAAGGAUGUGGAGAUCAGUCACCUGAAAGCGCGGCAGAGCGGCCUGCAGGAGGAGCUGCAGAAGCUGCAACACUCGGCCCAGUCCGCCUCCGCCGGCCCGGCGGUGCUGCCCGUCUCCACCGCCUCCUCCACCGGUGCCACCUCCUCCUCCUCCUCCUCGGCCUCCGCCUUCCUGACCCGCCCCGCCCAUCACGGUUUCCACGGCGACGAGGUGGACAUCAGCGACGUUCUGUGGUCGCAGCAGGAGAUCAACCGACUGUCCUCAGAAAUCCUGCGUCUGGAGGCCGAAGUGUCUCACUGGAGGAGGAUCUCUCAGUCAUCAACAGCGACAGGAAGUGGUUCCAGCGACCAGGGCGAGAUUCUGAAGCUACAAAGACUGAUCCAGGAGCUUCGAGAUGAGACGAGACGCGAGAUGGACGAGCACCAGCACGAGCUGGCGGCUCUGCAGGACGCCCAGAGGCAGAAGAUGGCCGAGGUGACCCGGCGGCAUCGGGAGGAGCUCGGCGAGUAUGAGGAGAGGAUCGAGGAGCUGGAGGAGCAGCUUCACGCAGGUGGGAGUCAGGCCGGACCUUCACCCGACGCCUCCGAGCUCCAGAAGAACGUCCGCGCUCUUCAUGAAGAGGCGGAGCAGCGCGAGAAGCUGCUGUCGGAGGUGUCGGCCGCUCUUGAGGAAGCCCGGAGGAAGCAGGCGUCGCUGCAGCUGGAGAAGGACGAGGUCCAGGAGGAGAACGCCGGCCUGCUGCAGAACUACUCGCGCCUGCAGACUUCUGUGGCUGAGCUGCAGACGCGAGUCCAGGAGCAGGAGGGGAAGGCUCUGCAGAAGGCCCAGCUCGAGCACGAGAUCCAGACGCUGAGAAACAACCUGGAAGCUGCAGAGAAGGAGGUGGAGAGACUGAGGAGCCUGACUGAGGGAGAACGGAGGGAAGAGGUGGAGCACGCAGACAUCCUCGAACUGAACACCAUCAUUGAAGCAUUGAGGCGGGAAAAGGAGGCCCUGGAUCUGGAGAAGACCGCUCUGCAGCAAAGACUGAAGGAGGCUGAGGAGCAAACCGCCUCUGAGAGCGACACGGCGGCGCUGGAGGGACGGGAGAAGGCCCUGAGAGCCGUGGAGGAGGAGCGGGACACCCUCCUGUCUGAGCUGGAGGAGCUGGACCGGCAGAACCAGGAGGCCACUAAGCAUAUGAUCUCCGUGAAGGAGCAGCUCUCUGCCCAGCUGAAGGAGGCGGAGGCGCAGCUGUCCAGGGCGACUGCAGAACUCAGCAGAACCGCGGAGCAGAAGCGGGCUCUGGAGGAGGAGCUGGAGGCGCAGAAGGAGACGGUCAGCCGCAGCGCCUUCAGCCUCAACGAGCUGCACAUGGGCAGACAGCAGCUGGAGCGGACCCUGAAGGACCUGAAGGAGCAGCUGGGGAGCGCUCAGGAGAAGAGCCGGGAUCGUCACCGAGAAGCAGGAGAGCUGAGGAAAGCUCUGCAGGAGAAGGAGGAGCAGCUGUCUGCGGUCAGAGCCAGGAUGGAUGAAGGAGGCGCGAGAGGAGGAGAGGCUGAGGGAGCCAGGAAGGAGCUGGAAGGGAAGGAGAAGGAGCUGAUGGAGGUCAGGAGAGAAUUGGACGAGUUUAGGAGGUCUCACGAAAAGCUGCUGUCUGAGAUGUACGAGAUGAAGAUGGAGGAGAAGAAGCUGAGGGAGGAGAACGAGAAGUUCCUUCUGGACGUAGAGGAGCUAACGAAGCAGCUGAAGGAGAACCAGGCGGCUCUGAGCAGAGCCACCCGGGAGAAGGACACGAGAAUCGAAGCGCUGAAGCUGGAGAAGAACCAGCUGGAGGCGGAGCUAACGCAGACGGAGAAGAUGCUGGCGGAGCAGGUGAAGCAGUACCAGCAGACCAUCGAGGAGCUGACGCGGGCGCGAUCCAUGGACGCCUCCACCCUGCAGGCCGAGCACGAGUCCGCCAUCAAACUCAACCAGGAGAAAGACCUGGAGAUCUCCAAGCUCAGGAGAGAUUUGGAGCAGCUGGCGUCCGACCAGAGAGACACCAACGAGAUGCUGUCCAUCACGGUGGCCGGACAGAAGCAGCUGACGGACCUGCUGCAGGAGAAGGACGUCUUUGUGGAAACCUUAAAGCAGAACGCCGCAGACCUUCAGACGGAGAUGGAGGGCAGGAUUUCCAACGUGACGAAGGAGACGGAGAUCCUCAAACAGACGCUGGAGGAGAAGGACAAACAGCUGGGAGGCAUGAAGGAGGAGAACAACCACCUGAAGGAGGAGAUCGAGCGCUUCAGAGACCAGCAGAGCAGACCUCCUCCUCUGGCCGAGCCCAAGACUCUGGACAUCAUCACCGAGCUGGAGACGGAGAUCACCCAGCUGAAGUCCUCGGGGACGUCCCUGGAGGAGGAGGCUCAGACGCUGAGGAGGAGCGUGGAGGAGCAGCAGGCCGCCCUGCUCCAGUCCCAGCAGGCCCUGCAGGCUCAGCGGAGCGAGCUGGAGCAGGCGCACGCUCGCCACCAGCAGACGGCGCUCAACUACGACCGGAUCAUCCACGCCAGAGACGAAGAGAUCGCUCGCCUGCAGCAAACCGUCCGGAGCGACUCGCCGCGCGUGCAGGGCGAGGUCAUCCUGCAGGAGGACAAGACGCAGACCCUCAGCCAGGACAACGGCAGCGAGAAGCACGACCUGUCCAAGGUGGAAAUAGAGAAGCUGGUCAGAGGCAUCCAGGAGAAGGAGACGGAGAUCAGCCAGCUCAAUGAGAAGAACCUGACGCUGACCAAGCAGCUGGACCAGCUGGUGCUCUCCCACAACGAGGUGGGGAAACUCUCCCAGCUGAUCCGGCAGAAGGAUCUGGAAAUCCAGGCGCUGCACGCGCGGGUCAGCAUGGGGGGAGGAAACACUCAGGACCUGCUGUACCUGCAGCAGCAGGUGCAGCGCUCCGCCGACGAGAAGGAGCAGAUGCUGGCCGUGCUCAACGAGAAGACCAGGGAGAACAGCCAGCUGCGCUCGGACAGCCACCGCCUCAUGGACAUCAUGGCGGGGAAGGAGGCCGCCCUGGUCAAGCUCCAGCAGGAGAACCAGCGGCUCUCCCAAAUGAACGACCCCACCGGGAGCCACGAGAUGUUCAAGGAGACCAUCCAGAACCUGUCCCGGAUCAUCCGGGAGAAGGACAUCGAGAUCGACGCCUUGACUCAGAAGUGCCAGACGCUGGUGACCGUCCUGCAGUCGUCCUCCGGAGAGGCCGGCGCCGGCUCUGGAGGCGUCAGCAGCAACCAGUUCGAGGAGCUCCUGCAGGAGCGGGACUCCCUGAAGCAGCAGGUGAAGAAGAUGGAGGAGUGGAAGCAGCAGGUGAUCACCACGGUCAAGAACCUGCAGCACGAGUCGGCUCACCUGCAGGAGGAGCUGAUCAAGCUGCAGAGUCAGGUUUCUGCCGACAGCGACUGCAGCUCCCGGCUGUCCGUGGACUACGGCCGGCUCAUCCAGAGCUACGAGCAGAAGGAGAAGAUCCUGGGGAACCUGAGCAUGGAGCUGGCUCAGGUUCAGCAGACCAUCACGCAGCUCAGCUCCACCAAGGACGUCCUGCUGGGUAAACUGGACAGCGUCGCUCAGACUCCUAACAGCUCUGUGGCUCCAGGAGGUUCCUCGAGCCUCCACGCCUCCUCGCCCGGACACGAGGAGAAGCUGCAGGAAGAGCUGGAGAAACUGCAAGCCCAGUUAGCGGAGAAUGAAAACGUGAUCCGGACUCUCCAGGAGAACAACCACCGGCUCUCCAACUCCGCCUCCGCCUCCGAGAGCGCGCAGAGGAGCCAGGCGGAGGAGGUGCAGCAGGUCCGGGAGAGGCUGGAGGCCCUGCAGAGGUCCGUGAGGGAGAAAGACCUCCUCAUCAAGAGCAAAGGAGACCAGCUCCUCCAGGUGAGCGAGGCGCUGCGUAACCGUGACAACGACAACGAGGUGCUGAAGCAGGCCGUCACCAACCUGAAGGAGCGAGCCCUCAUCCUGGAGAUGGACACCAAGAAGCUGAAGGAGGAGAACGAGCUGGUGGCUGCUCGCUCCCGAGAGAAGGAGUCGGAGUUCAGGGCGCUCCAGGAGACCAACAUGCAGGUGUCUCUGCUGCUCAGGGAGAAGGAGUUCGAGCUGAGCGCCACGAGCGAGAAGGCGGCCACGGUGGAGAAGAUGCUGAAGGAGAAACAGCAGGGGAACUCCGGGGAGCUGAACCAGCUGCUGAACGAGCUGAAGUCCAUGCAGGAGAAGGCCUUCCUGUUCCAGCAGGAGAGGGAUCAGAUGAUGAUGGCCCUCAAGCAGAAACAGAUGGAGACUGCAGCCGUGCAGGCCGAGCUGCAGCACAUGAGGGAUAAGGAGCAGCGCCUGAACCUGGAGCUGGAGCGGCUGAGGAACCACCUGCUGGAGAUCGAAGACUCCUAUACGAGGGAGGCGCUGUCCGCCGAGGACAGGGAGGCGGAGCUGCGCAGGCGGGUGGCGCUGCUGGACGAGAAGCUGGCCACCUCCUCGACUGCAGUGGAGAGCGCCAGCCAACAGGCCAGCAUGCAGGUGGAGUCGCUGCAGGAGCAGCUGAGCAUGGUGGUGAAGCAGAGAGACGACACGCUGCUGCAGCUCAGAACCUCUCAGGAGCAGGUCAACCAGUACGCAGUGUCGCUCUCCAACCUGCAGAUGGUGCUAGAGCAGUUUCAACAAGAGGAGAAAUCCAUGUACACGGCUGAACUGGAAAAGCACAGGCGGGAGAAGGAGGAGUGGAGGAGGAAAGCUGUGCUCCUGCAGGAGCAAGCAUCUGCUCUGCAGCUGAACCUGGAAGAGGCCAACGCCGCCCUGGACUCGGCGUCUCGUCUGACGGAUCAGCUGGACCUGAAGGAGGAGCAGAUUGAGGAGCUGAAGAGGCAAAUCGAUGUCCGGCAGGAGAUGCUGGAGGAGGCGCAGAAGAAGCUGAUGAACCUCCUCAACAGCACUGAAGGAAAGAUAGACAAGGUUCUGAUGCGGAACCUGUUCUUGGGUUACUUCCACACGCCGAAGGCCAAGCGCGCCGACGUGCUGAGGCUCAUGGGAAGUGUGCUGGGGUUGACCCGAGAAGACGUGGAUAAGAUGUUGGAGGAGGACGUGCAGCGCGGCGUGACUGGAUGGGUGUCGAGCUGGCUCGGAGGCCGAGGAGCGCAGAGUGUCCCGAACACUCCCCAGAGACCCGGCGCCGGGCCGGGCCUGAACUCGUCCUUCUCAGAGAUGUUUGUCAAGUUCCUGGAGAUGGAGUCGACCCCUUCACCUCCAGCGCUGAAGCUUCCGGUCCUCGACAUCAAGCCUCUGAACCCCCCGCCUCCAGGACGAAGCAGCGCAUCAGGCUCCGCCCCCACAGGAGCUGUGGCGGCCAGCAGGCGAGCCGGCGAGUCCAGUCCCUUCUUGGCGCCCCGCUCCGCCGCCGUGCCGCUGGCCGGUUUGGGCGCCAGCGGAUCAGGCAGCCACCUGCUGAUGAAGCCCAUCUCAGACGCUCUGCCCACCUUCACGCCGGUGCCGGUGUCGGCCGAGUCCAGCGGCGGGGCGGUGCUCAAAGACCUGCUGAAGCAGUGACGCCGGCGGGAAUCGCUUCUUCACCAUCGCUGAACUCCAAUGAAACGUUCUAUGCAACAAACUUCCUCCUGAAAUGUUCCGGUCGGCGCCGAGACGUUCCCCCUCAGAACGUCUCCUGAACACAAGUGACCUUGUAAUCUCUGCGAGCGGCGGGUCCAAUCAGCGCCUCGGCUCACAGGAGCAGACCUGUCUCAGCUUGUCCGUUCAUGUCUGAAGCUCUCUGGAUCACUACAUCUGUUCAAACCAUAAAGAAGCUUUUUCUGCAGAAUCCAGACGGCCAGACGUCGAUAUGCAAUAAUUCUGUCUGCUCUGUGCGGUUGAUCACUUUAGGUUCGUGUAAGUACAGCGUUAGAUGUAUAGAUAUGUAAAUGGGUCGUCUCUUUUCUAUUUAUGGGCACACAGACGUUUGGAAGUGCCUGAGUCUUUUCUAUGUAAUCAGACUGUAAAUGAUUGAUCAAAUCUAUAUAUUUACAGAUGUAAAAAGUGCAGAAUGAAGGGGGGGGGGCUGCUCCACGUUUUUGCACAGAGUUUCUGAGACGUGUACGAGUGCUGGUGUGGACGGACGAGUCGGCUCAAAUAAAGAACGUUUGAGACUC